CUGUUCCGGAAAGUCCAAUGUGAACCCUCUCCAGGUCAAAUCUCAUGCGGCGCUACGUAAGUUGAAGCCCCUUUGAAAUUUCAGCCAUUGUACGGGAGGAAUCUAUGCAGUCUCUUGUGAACGCACACCCUGUGGGUUUUCCAGCACGUGCUUUGAGUUGGACAUCGUUGAGGGGGGCCAGCGGCCAGGCACGAAUUCUAGCAAUGGGAACCGUGGAACCGACACCCGGGGACAGGAUCCAGCAGGGGCUUAAACCUGAUGCCCGUGAAGAUUUGUCAGCGAAUAGACCAUCGCCUCCACCGCUUCCAAAAGGCAUCAAGUUGAAGGCUGUCUUCUUCGAUGUUGAUGGCACAAUAGCAGUUUCAGACCCCCUUCAUUUCAAGUCAUUCCAAGAGAUGUUAAGUAAUGUCGGGUUUAAUGGUGGAAUUCCUAUUGAUGAGGCCUUCUUUCAGAAGAACAUCAGCGGCCGCCACAAUCCAGACAUUGCAAAAGAUCUCUUCCCUGAUUGGCCGAUGGACAAGGCAAUGCAGUUCAUGGAUGAUAAGGAGGCACACUUCCGGAAGUUGGCCCUGGGCAUCCUGGAGCCUACCGGGGGCCUCCUUCGGUUCUGCAAGUGGGUUGAGGAGAAAGGGCUUACAAGAGCGGCCGUCACCAACGCCCCCCGGGCGAAUGCAGAGCAGAUGAUCAAGGCUGUGGGACUCGAGCAGUUCUUCCAGCUGUUGGUGAUUGGUUCCGAGUGUAAGCGGGGAAAGCCGCACCCUGAUCCAUAUGAGGACGCGUUGAAACACUUCGGGUUGCAGCCAAACGAAGCGGUGGUGAUCGAGGAUUCCUCUGCCGGGCUCCAAGCAGCCGUCGCUGCAGGCAUUCCGUCUGUUGGCAUCUUGACCGGGAAUCCUGAGUCCAGUCUCAUUGCUGCCGGAGCUUCGGUGACGAUACGUGAUUUUGACGAUGAGAAAUUGUGGAAGGCGCUAGAGCAAUAAGUCUGUUGAGUAAACUACUGAAUUUGCUGCAUAACGCUCGCUUGAGGACCGUCAAUUUUAAACACAAUUUCGCAAGAAAAGGUGGUAUAUACAAGUGAGAUCAUGACCAAUGUUUUCCACGCCAGACUCUAUAACCUGGUGGGUAAGACUUCGCUCAGUCUGGCGGGAUGCUUAUCAUGUCAAGCCUAGGAGUGGUACUUGCCUUGAAUUUGUGGCAGCGGAAGCAACAUUCUCCUGUGACGCUAGCUAGAUGCGCUGGGAGCGCUAUUAUCCUCAUUAAUAAUCAAAAUGUCAACCAAGAUCUUGUCCGUCUCUGUCAUCCAACAAGAG
This is a messenger RNA of Klebsormidium nitens, 1310 nucleotides long. The record is from the annotation of a GenBank genome assembly. Lineage: Eukaryota; Viridiplantae; Streptophyta; Klebsormidiophyceae; Klebsormidiales; Klebsormidiaceae.